This is a messenger RNA of Pipistrellus nathusii (Nathusius's pipistrelle), 1020 nucleotides long. The record is from the annotation of a GenBank genome assembly. Lineage: Eukaryota; Metazoa; Chordata; Mammalia; Chiroptera; Vespertilionidae.
AUGGCUAUGCAGAUGCAGCUGGAAGCAAAUGCAGAUACUUCAGUGGAAGAAGAGAGCUUUGGCCCACAACCUAUUUCACGAUUAGAGCAAUGUGGCAUAAAUGCCAAUGAUGUGAAGAAAUUGGAAGAAGCUGGAUUCCAUACUGUGGAGGCUGUUGCCUACGCACCAAAAAAGGAGCUAAUAAAUAUUAAGGGGAUUAGUGAAGCCAAAGCUGAUAAAAUUCUGACGGAGGCAGCUAAAUUAGUUCCAAUGGGUUUUACCACUGCAACUGAGUUCCACCAAAGGCGAUCAGAGAUCAUACAAAUUACUACUGGCUCUAAAGAACUCGACAAACUACUUCAAGGAGGAAUUGAAACUGGAUCCAUCACAGAGAUGUUUGGAGAAUUCCGAACUGGGAAGACCCAGAUCUGUCAUACAUUGGCUGUAACAUGCCAGCUUCCCAUUGACCGGGGUGGAGGUGAAGGAAAGGCCAUGUACAUUGACACCGAGGGUACCUUUAGGCCAGAGCGGCUGCUAGCAGUGGCUGAGAGAUACGGCCUCUCUGGCAGUGACGUCCUAGAUAAUGUAGCAUAUGCUCGUGGGUUCAACACAGACCACCAGACCCAGCUGCUUUACCAGGCAUCCGCUAUGAUGGCAGAGUCCAGGUAUGCACUGCUGAUUGUAGACAGUGCCACUGCCCUCUACAGAACAGACUACUCCGGUCGAGGUGAACUUUCAGCCAGGCAGAUGCACUUGGCCAGGUUUCUGCGGAUGCUUCUGCGACUUGCUGAUGAGUUUGGUGUAGCUGUGGUAAUCACCAACCAGGUGGUAGCCCAAGUGGAUGGAGCGGCCAUGUUUGCUGCGGAUCCUAAAAAACCUAUUGGAGGAAAUAUCAUUGCUCAUGCCUCAACAACCAGACUGUACUUGAGAAAAGGAAGAGGGGAAACCAGAAUCUGCAAAAUCUACGACUCUCCCUGCCUUCCUGAAGCUGAAGCUAUGUUUGCCAUCAAUGCGGAUGGAGUGGGAGACGCCAAAGACUGA